Messenger RNA from Vigna umbellata (rice bean), 1365 nucleotides. Its product is annotated as NHL domain-containing protein. The record is from RefSeq and is a predicted model, not a curated record. NCBI's taxonomy places the organism in Eukaryota, Viridiplantae, Streptophyta, Magnoliopsida, Fabales, Fabaceae. Gene Ontology annotation, cellular component: endoplasmic reticulum.
UAAAGAUUAAGUUCCAUGUUAUAGUUUUACAAAACAAAUUCUAUCUAAAUCCGUUUGACAAGAAAACCCAAGUAAAAGACCUAAGCUCGUAAGAAAACACACCAAUUCAACACAACCUCGCAAAACUGUCAACAAUGACAUCCAAACACUGCUUUACCAAUCCCACACCCACCAUCGUUUUCUUCCUUCUCUUCGCCCUCCAAAUUUCAACCAUUCUCGCCGCCAGUUCCCACGUCAUCAAUUUCCGCUCUCCGAAUCUCUUCCCGGAAGGGCUAGCGUGGGAUCCCACAGGGCAACACUUCCUGGUCGGAUCCCUCCGCCACCGCACCAUCUCCGCGAUCUCCGACGCCGGGGUGGUCGAAACCCUAGUCUCCGACCCCUCCCUCCCGGAAAACGUCACCAUCUUGGGCCUCGCCGUGGACUCCCGCAACAACCGCGUCUUGGCGGCGCUUCACGCACUGCCCCCCCUACCUCCGUUCAACGCGCUCGCCGCCUACGACCUCCGCUCCGGCAGCCGCCUCUUCCUUUCUGCCCUCCCCUCCGCGGAAGAAGGCGACGAGAAACGCGCCGUCGCGAACGACGUGGCAGUGGACUUCAAAGGUAACGCGUAUGUGACCAACUCGGGGGGAAACUACAUCUGGAAGGUCAGCGAAAAGGGAGAAGCCUGGAUCCUUUCAAAUUCCGCGAGAUUCACCGAACACCCAAUGAUCAUCGGCGAGAAGUUCAGCUCCUGCGGCAUAAACGGUUUGGUUUAUAACGGUAAGGGUUAUCUCUUGGUGGUUCAAAGCAACACGGGGAAGAUGUUCAAGGUGGACGCGGAUGACGGCGUGGCGAAACUGGUGCUCCUGAACGAGGAUCUCGUGGGUGCGGACGGCGUGGUUUUGAGGAACGACGGCGUGGUUUUGGUGGUGUCGUCGAAGAGGGUGUGGUUGGUGAAGAGUAACGACGGGUGGAGCCAGGGUGUGGUGUUUGACAAAAUUGACCUUGAUGACGAGGGUUUUCCCACUUCGAUUGUGGUGCGGGAGAGAGAGAGGGCUUACGUGCUGCACGGGCACGUGCUGGAGGGCAUUUCGGGGAAUUCGUGUGAAAGUUUUAAGAUUGAAGAGGUGAGGUCUGCCAGAGAAAGUGAGGGAGAGAAUGUUUGGAUGUAUGUGAUGGUUGGAAUAGGCUUGGCUUAUUUCUUGUUUUGGAGGUUUCAGAUGAAGCAGCUUGUCAACAACAUGAACAAGAAGAUAAAUUGAAAUAAGUAUUUUUUUUUAUUCACUUUUUAUUUUGUAUUAAAAAACCAUAUUUCUCUUUCACACGGUAUCGUUGUAAGAACAUAUGUAAUUUUAAGAAUAAAUUUCUAAGUUUCUUUUUUUAAAA